GUCGGACUGUGACACCAUCAGAUUUAUGGACUUUUUUUACUCCAGGAGUCUGAUAUUUGUAGCAUCACAUGUCUAUGACAGAGAGCGGUAACACGGACCUUUUACAUUCACUUCAGCGGUUAAAAUGAGUCCGGUUUUGUUCGUUUUGCUUGUCUGUCUGCGGACCGCGGAGCUCCGUCACGUCCACAGAGCCCACACCGCCCUGGAGGUUCAGUCCGGGUCCCGGUUGGAGACUCAGCGGGAGGAGGAUGCUGGACCGCCGGCUGCGGGAACACAGGAGUCUCCCUCCCCGGGCUGGACUACUCUACACCGGGUUGAAAGUUCGCGGGUUCCCGACCUGAAGCGAAGCGCGCGAGGAGCCAAAGAUGGGAAUUUUAGGAAAAAAGACCCGCACUCACCGAGCAGUUACGGCCCCCCGCGACGGUACGACGACCCGAGCGGUUACUUCACCACACCGCGGUUACCCGAGUCCGCCCGGCCGGGUAACUCCUCGAAAGAGUCCGGGUUGGGGCUCCUCAACCCGCUGUUCCCGGUCACCGACGGCUCCUACUGGGCGUACGCAGUUAUGCUGCUCGCGCUCGUGCUGUUCGCGGCGGGCAUCGUAGGGAACCUCGCGCUCAUGUGCAUCGUGUGGCACAGCUUUUACCUGAAGAGCGCGUGGAACUGCAUCCUGGCGGGGCUGGCGUUCUGGGAUUUCCUCGUGCUGUUCUUCUGCCUUCCCGUGGUGGUCUUCCACGAGCUCACCUUGAAGAGGUUGCUAGGAGACCUGUCCUGUCGGCUCGUGCCCUAUCUGGAGGUGACCUCUCUUGGUGUGGCAACAUUCAGCCUCUGUGCUUUGAGUAUUGAUCGCUUCCAUGCAGCCACUGGCCCCGGGCCCCUUCAGACCCCAAAGGUCGAGCCCUGUCAGUCCAUCCUGUCCAAGCUGUCCGUCAUCUGGGUGGGCUCGAUGGUGCUGGCCGCCCCUGAGCUGCUGCUGUGGCAGCUCCUUCAGGAGACCGUCAGCCUGCCGAUGCUCCCCACUGACCAGCAGCAGAGUCAGCCUGGGGCCUCACUGAUGGCUGCCUUCAGGGCCCGAACAGACGCGUUUAAGGUGGACAUCUGCGUCCGUGAGCCGUCUGUGGAGCUCCCAGAGAGCAUCUACUCUCUGGUGCUGACCUACCACGAGGCCCGCAUGUGGUGGGUCUUUGGGUGCUACCUCUGUUUGCCACUGCUCUUCACUCUGGCCUGCGAUUUGGUGACGAGGCAGGUGUUAGGCCAGCGUCUCCCACAGAAACCUGCCAGUGACAAGUUGACCAGCAGAUGCUCCUCCUCCUCCUCAUCUUCCUCCUCGACAAAGAAAAAGCAGCACACGAGAGAGCAGAGGCUGCGCUCCACUGUGAUGGCACUCACAGUCUUGUACGUCAUAUGCAACCUGCCAGAGAGCAUUUGCAACAUCACCCUGGCGUAUGUCUCCGUACACGUGUCCGCUGCACUCCCGGCUCUGGCUCUGCCAGCGCUGAGCCUGAUCGGACAGUUCCUGCUGUUUGUGCGUUGCUCGGCGACGCCAGUGUUGCUGCUGUGCCUGUGUCGCUCGCUGGGCCAGGCCUUCAUGGACUGCUGCUGCUGCUGCUGUGAAGAGUGCCUCCCCGACGGCAACUCCUCUUCCUCCUCAUCUGCCUCAACCACCGCCACCUCCAACCUCUCCUCACCCACAUCUCCCUCUCCGACCUCCCUGUCUCCUUCCAGCAAAGAUGAGACGAUGAAGAGUCUGUUAGCGACAGAACCAGCAGUCUGCUACGACAGGGCGAAAGAGUCCUUAGCAGCCAUCGGGACGCCCUGCUGAGGUCCAGAACUGCAUUGAACUACAUGAAACUUAAAAGGAUCAUGUAGGUUUAUUACAACUUGGGUCUUAUUUUGGUAGUUUUGUUAAUUUCGUCCAUGUUUACCAAGUUAGUCGCAGAGGUCUGAUAAUUUCUCUAAAGUCGUCAAAGAAACGUGGCAAUAUAUUUGGUCAUAGCUCUAAUGACGCAUGCAGAGGACAUUUUGGUCUCGCGUAUUGACGUCAAUGGACAGAUGUCACAGCCUGUGAUUUUGUAGGUGAUGUCAUUGAACACUCUGCAUACAUCAAACUUGAUGUCAUACCCAAGUUUAGUAAGAUCAAUGUCGGAGAGUGUAACUGCGCUAAACUUGGAAGACCUCAGCCUCAUCGAACACUCUCACCAAAGUGUUGGACCUCAGUGAUGCUCUUGUGGUUGAACGGGAGCAAAUCUUUGCAGCAGGUUUGCUGAUGAAGGGACUGAAACCAGGAGAGUGGAGGCUGUUAUAGCCGCCGAUUAAUGCCCUCGUGAUUUUGGAAUCAAAUGCUCAAGUAACUGUAUAUCAAUUUGUUGGGUUAUUCAUGCACUUUUACUCAUGCAGUGUAUCUCAACCACUUUAUUUGGCGAUAAAACUAGCCUUAUUCAAGGUAAAACAGCAAGUACAGCAACGUCAAAGAUAAGUAAACUUUGAUGGAUGUUGACCAAAUUGAAGCUAAUGUGGAAGUGCCUUAAACCUGCAUUAUUUCUAAUGGCCAUUGGUUGCAAAAAGAAGUUUAAUUCAAGUCAAGUCUGACAAAAUGACCCUACGUCUCACUUGAUUUAUUAACCAAGUAAACAUUUUCCUAAUGAGUUCAAUUACUAGUUUCUCUUCAAUACAGCAUAGUGUUAAUUUAGUACAUUCUGGUGCCUUUUAGGGUAAAAAAGAUGAUAAAGCAGGGUAUGCUUUGGGGCGUGGCUACCUUGUGAUUGACAAGUCAUUGUAGCAACAUGGCAGUGUAGCAUUCACCCCUCGCUCCUUCACAGCACCAACCUCUCACCCAAAUAUGGUCACUUCUGGCUGCAAAAACACAAGAUGGUGAAGGCUGAAAUGCCACACUUGAGGCUUCAAAGCAGGAGUCCUUAAACCAAUGUGUGAUGCCACAGUGUCCGCUUCUUUUAUACAGUCUGUGAUGUUGAAAUUGUCGACUUUGUUUCCCAUUCCAGCUGAAGUUUUUUUAAACUACAGAUUUUUCUGAAUGUUUGAGUGCUCGAGCUUUCUUAACCUGUCAAACUUUGUUUUAGUGAAAUUACUGUUUUCUCAGACUAUUAACACAUCAUUACUGACAGAAACAAUGGACAAAACUACCAAAAUAAAACCCAAAUUGUAACAAAUUUGAAUAAUCCUUAAAUCUAAGUGUGUAUGAACUGAGGGUGUAGAGCCACUGUAGGAGCAAAGUUAGAGUUAGAUAAUCAUGUACAAUAUAGAGUAUGUUUUUUUGUUGUUUUUUAAGGAGUUUAGUGUUGUUUACAUGUGAUGGAUU
Messenger RNA from Plectropomus leopardus (leopard coralgrouper), 3316 nucleotides. It is a transcript of the gene gpr37l1a, whose product is annotated as G protein-coupled receptor 37 like 1a. The record is from RefSeq and is a predicted model, not a curated record. Gene Ontology annotation, molecular function: G protein-coupled peptide receptor activity. Gene Ontology annotation, biological process: adenylate cyclase-inhibiting G protein-coupled receptor signaling pathway; positive regulation of MAPK cascade. NCBI's taxonomy places the organism in Eukaryota, Metazoa, Chordata, Actinopteri, Perciformes, Serranidae. Gene Ontology annotation, cellular component: signaling receptor complex; plasma membrane.